AUGCCCGCCUUGGAUCAAAUCAAGCAGCAGAAUGCAGCGCUCCAAUCGAGCGCGGAGAACAUCUCCAAAGGUGCUAGACCGACUGCGAAGAAGUCAACGACAGUGACACCAGUGAAGCCAGCAGCCAAAUCCGUCUCCGCUAAGAAGGCAUCAGCGGUGACUACAGACACAACGAGCCCAGCUGCUACGCCAGUGAAGAGGGUUCCCAGAAAGCUCAAUGCAGCUGGCACGCCUACGUCGAAUGUGGCAAAGACAACGACUACACCUGCGGUGAAAAAGACGCCAGUAACAGCAGCCAAAACGAAUAUCAGCGAGCGGUCAAAGCCCGCUCCCGCACGCACACCUCUUGGUACUAUCAAGCCCCUGCCCAUCAGGAAGAAGUCAGCCGCAGAAACGCCCGUAUCCAAGCCCACAAGCACCGUCAAAAAGACAGUAACAAGCACGCCUGUCAAAAGCACUUCUACCCCCGCAAAAGCCACGCCCGUCAAGACGGCUGCUGCUACCACCACCACCACCACCACCACGACAGGAACCAACACCUCGACAGUCAAAAAGACACCGGUCAAGGUGAACCCGGACGGUACCUACCCAACCCCCUUCUCCAUACUCCAAGCUUAUCCACCCCCAGGCCACCAACCACGCGCUCAGCGCGCGCCCGGCGCCGUGGGCAAAACCAUCAACACAGCCACGGGCACGCUGAACAAGACCGUCGGCACAACAACCGGCACGCUAAACACCAUUACCGAUUCCGCGACUGCAGGCGUCAACAGGACCGUCGAUGGCGUCACGGGGGUUGCGGGUAAAGGGCUGGAUAGGCUGCCUGCGGGUGUGGGCAAGCCGGUAAAGCAUGUGACGGAUGGGGUUGGCAAGACGACGACGGGCGCGGUGGAUAAUGUGUAUUAUACUGUUGGCAGUGCGACGAAGGGGGUUCAAGGGACGCCGAGGAAGAGGGGGAUGUGCAGUGGGCGGCUGGAAAUCAAGACUCCCGGCUCCGAGAUUGCCUCCAUGAGCGAGCCGGCGCCGAAGGGGCAGGGGCACAAGACGCAAGGCAGAUUGGAGAUUGAGAAUUAA
Bipolaris oryzae ATCC 44560 is the source of this 1071-nucleotide messenger RNA. RefSeq lists its product as uncharacterized. Lineage: Eukaryota; Fungi; Ascomycota; Dothideomycetes; Pleosporales; Pleosporaceae. The record is from RefSeq and is a predicted model, not a curated record. Bases 1 to 1071 code for a protein of 356 amino acids. The transcript is spliced from 3 exons.